AUGAGAUUUAUGGAAUCUGUCUACAAAUUACUUCUUAAUUAGUUCAACUAUAAACCAGCUAUUACAAUUCAACAGUUUUUUUAGAACGGAUUUUCAGAGAGAAAGGUUAUAUUUGCAUGUGAGGUAAUAGAUUUUAUGAAAUAAAAACAUCAAGUCUUGAGUAAAAUGAACUAAAUCAGUUAAAACAAGCCUGUUAUUAAGCCUAAAAAAUAAUAGAAAACUUAGGAGGCAUUACAAUUACCUGACUCCUAAUUCAUUGGAUAAUAAAAUGUAAUGGUAAUCAAGCAUGAACCACCUCCUUCGAUGGUUUAAAAUCAAUAUGGCAAUGGAAUUAUUCAAAGCUUACAUCCAUUUGCAGAUGAUGAAAAAGAAAAUAGUGAUUUCUCAAUUCCAAGUCCAAUGAGCAAUCAAAGCCCCAAUCAAAGCGUUUAGUAAAAUUAUAUCUCAGCUAAAUAGAAGAAACUUCCAAAGUCAUUCGCUUAGCGAAAAGCUUCACUUCAUGAGAAUCAAACUAUCUAAAAUUAAAAUCAUCAAUAAGACCAGAAUAUGUACCAUGUUAAAAAUUCCAUGCAUUAGUAGUAAAUUAGUUAUCCUUAAUAAUAGCAACAACCAUUCUAAGUAUCACCUAUUUUCUAAACUUAAUAAACAUUUGACAUGAAUAUGUAGAAUCAAACCUAGGAUAAGUAAAGUGAGCUGACAAAGGACUUAAUGAAACUAAUAGUUAAUGUUAAUGAAAGUAUCAAGACUCUGGGAUCUAGGUUUGAGUCGUUCUAGACUUCUAUUGAGGACAAAGUGAAUAAGUUGCAGGCUGAACAAAUACUGAUUAAGAAUAGAUUAUAAAUUAUUGAGAAGAAUACUAUGGGAAGAGACUUUGCGCUAAAUAAUAAUAAUAACAUGAUAGCAUUUGACUUUAACAAUCAUUAAACCCAGGAAAAAGCUAACUUAAGCUAGAUGUUAGAGAUCUAAAAUAAUACUAUUAAUACAAGAAUUGAUCAAUAAUAGUUAUAAGCAUUCCCUUUCCAAAUAUCUCAGAAUAUUCUAAGCAAUAGUAAUGUGGUAAAUUAAAAUCUAAACAAUAACAGUCUAUCAUAUAAUUCUAAUGAGACGGAGGAUUACAUCAAGUAAGUUGCUUCAAGAUUUGAAGAGACCAGAAAGCUAUUGAAUGAAGGGAAAAGUUAUAAAUACUGA
Messenger RNA from Stylonychia lemnae, 1188 nucleotides. NCBI's taxonomy places the organism in Eukaryota, Ciliophora, Spirotrichea, Sporadotrichida, Oxytrichidae. The record is from the annotation of a GenBank genome assembly.